UGUAUCCGUGUAGCAUACAUAAUAGAUCGACCCCCAUCAAGAAAAGACUCACGUCGCCACCUGCUAUUUGUCCGCACCCUCUUUGUUUCCAAACGAUUCCUUCCUUUCCCUUCUCUAUUUUAGAGAGAGAAGGAAAGACCAGGAAAUGCUGAGUAACUGUGACAAGACGAGCAUUCUUGUCUUCCCUUCUUCUUCAACUGCUAACGAGUGGACGCAGGUGACCCUCGCUUCGCUCUCGAAUUUUUCAGUUUCAUUUUUCUUUAUUUCUUUCUUUUUGAGGUCUUUUGGCCAAGACACAAUUAUUAGACAAGCGAGAACAUGGCCCCUCCAAUGUUUUUUGUUGGAUCGGAUGAUAGAUGAGAAGUGCUUGAACAGCAGCAGCAUGGCUUCCACAGGUGCUCCUCUCAUGGAGAAGAACACGCCACCCCAGCAGCAGCAGCAGCAGCAGCAGCAGCAACAUCAACCUCUGAAUUGUCCUAGGUGCGAUUCGUCCAACACCAAGUUCUGCUACUACAACAACUACAGCUUGACGCAGCCCAGGCACUUCUGCAAGUCCUGCAAGCGGUACUGGACCCGCGGUGGAACCCUAAGGAACGUCCCCGUCGGCGGCGGCUGCCGCAAGAACAAGCGUGUCAAGCGCCCCGCCUCAGCCUCGGCCUCGGCCUCAGCUGCCGACACUGGUCCUUCGUGUUCCGCUAGAGCUCCAUCAGAUCAUCAUCCCCCUCCUCAUCAGACCCACAUGGAGAAUUUCUCUUCAAGUGGCUCAAACCAUAACAGCAACCCGAUGAGUUUGGGCCCUUUGUUUUAUGGUAACCCAACUGAUCAAAUGAACAAUAAUCUCGCAUUUUCUAGGCUCACUUCUUCUUCUUCUGUGUAUGAUCUGCAUCCUCAGUUGGGUGCUCUGGGGCGAGGGUUUUCGUCUUCUGCGAUCAUCCCUGCAAAUUCUUGUGCAGACACCAGCAGUUUCCAAGAAGGUUUUAAUGCCAAUAACGCCUCAGGCCUCAGUGUUCAAGAUUUGGCUCCAAUCACGAACCCGCUUCAUCUUCCCAGCUACUGGUUUGGCACUUCUUCAUCACCGUCAUCUUCCUCUUCGUGUUCCACCACCACCACUGUUCCUACCAUGGCUUCUCUGAUUGCAUCUAGCGUUCACCAUCAGCAGCAGAAAUUCAUCAAUGCCUCAGGCCUGAGAGAAUCUAGAGGACUAGUCCAUAGUGGUUUCAAGCCAUUGUCUCCAUUGGAGGAGUUUCAAAGGCUUCGCAGCAACGGUGAAGUCAAGAUUGAACAAGGCCAAAGCAGGAGCAUUGGGUGGAGUGGGAGUAUUCCGUGCCAGAACCCGGUGGAUCAAAUCGGGGUAUUGCCCGAUCCGGGAUCGGUUUGUUGGAGCUCAUUAAACGUGGGCAAUUCUUGGCAUGAUCCCACUAGUAUUGGUCUUCAUCAGUCCCUUAUUUGAUCUCAGCCCCAAGAAGAAAGAAAGGGAAAACCGUCAUUCUUCAGCCACAAAUCUCCCUCUCUUUCUUAGUGACUUCGGGCUUCUUUCAGCUUUCUGAAACUACCCUAGCUAGGUGUGUGAUUUCCUUCCUUUUGGGGUUUUCUUUUCUUUCUUGAUCUUAUGGUUUGGAGGGGUUUUUCUUAGAGAUUGGCUAAAGGAAAAAAUAAAAGAAAAUACAAAGAAUGUGAAGUGAUUCCUGGUGAGAGAAGCUUGGAUCGGAGCGAUCAUGUCAGCUGCAUAAAGAAAAAAGAAAGAAGAAAGAAGAAGGAACUUCAGCCUGUUUGGUUUUAUCAGUCGCAGGUUGAGACAGAACAAUCUUUCUUAUUGCGCUGAGAGGAACCUCGGAUCCUCUUCAUGUCUCAUCACCAUCAUCGACACCACCAUCAUCAUCAUCAUCACCAUCACUGUGGAGUUGCCUGGGGAUUUCUUGAAGAAAGGACCUUUGGCUUUUGCAUCUUUUUUAUCUAGUGCUGUAAGUUGGUCAUCGGCGUUUCCCUUUUUCCCUUUUUGAUGUUUUUCCACGUGUAUGUACACAUUUGCAUAACUUAGUUUGCACUUUAAUUCCUAGUCUUUGGGGAUACUUUAAAUUGGAGGUAUACAAUGUCUUCAAUGGGAUCAUUGGACUAAUCUAUUUAUCAUCUUUACUUUCGCU
Molecule: messenger RNA, 2141 nt
Organism: Rhodamnia argentea
Lineage: Eukaryota; Viridiplantae; Streptophyta; Magnoliopsida; Myrtales; Myrtaceae
Product: dof zinc finger protein DOF1.4
Exons: 2
Coding region: 146-1450 (434 amino acids)
Biological process (GO): regulation of DNA-templated transcription
Molecular function (GO): DNA-binding transcription factor activity; DNA binding
Source: RefSeq, a predicted model, not a curated record